UUGAAUGCGCAGUUGGUCAUACUGCUGAACUGACAGUACGGUCAGAAAAUGGUUGCAAAGUAAAGAUGGCAGUGAGAGGUGAUGCACGAAUUCUCCUCCUCGGAAUUUUAUGUAUUUUCUUGUUAAAAUCAUGUAAUGGAGCCGCGACAGAUAUUGAAUUAGACGCAAAAGCACAGUUGUUACAUAGACUUGAUAGUUUAAAUCUUUUAUUAUAUACAUUUUUAUUGAUAUUAACUGUUUUAACAAUAUGGACAUUUAAGCAUCGUCGUCUUAGGUUCCUCCAUGAAACUGGUCUAGCUGUCAUUUACGGAUUAAUUAUAGGGGCAAUAAUUCGUUAUGGUUUUACAACAAGUAGUACCAUUCUUCAUAUGCCUGUUGUGCCAGACAACAGUAGUAAAUAUAAUCAAUCAGUUCCUCCAGAUACCUUAUGGUUACGUUUUCCAGAAGAUAAAGGAGGUGGUGUUAUUAAAAAUAAGACAUUUGCCUAUUCAUUUAGGGGAGAGAUUUAUAAGCAAGAUAAUGAGAUAGAUUUGAAGGCCACCUUUGAUCCUGAAAUAUUUUUUAACAUUAUUUUACCACCAAUCAUUUUCCAUGCUGGGUAUAGUUUAAAACGUAAAUACUUCUUUAGAAACUUAGGAGCAAUUCUUAUGUAUGCUUUAAUUGGAACAUCUAUAUCAGCUUUUGUUAUUGGAGCUUUGAUGUAUGCCUUUGUGCAAUUAAUACCACAUCUUUCUGCUUCAUUUACAUUUUUGGAUACCUUAUAUUUUGGUGCAUUAAUAUCUCCUACGGAUCCACUGACAAUAAUUUCUAUUUUUAAUGAUUUACAUGUAGAUGUAAAUUUAUAUGCUUUAGUAUUUGGAGAAAGUGUGUUAAAUGAUGCAGUUGCAAUUGUACUUAGUGGUGCCAUACAAAAUUAUGGAGAACGUUAUCAAUCAGGUUCAGGCGGAUUUGAAACUGUAGCAUUUUUCCAAGCAUUUGGUGAUUUUGUUGGAAUAUUUAGCUUAUCUUUAUUUAUUGGUGCUACCAUGGGCUGUAUCACUGCUUUGUUAACUAAAUUUACUAGAGUCAGAGAUUUUCCACUUUUGGAAUCAGCAUUAUUUGUUUUAAUGUCUUAUAGCACAUUCUUAAUUGCUGAAGCAUCUGAUCUUACAGGUGUAGUCGCUGUCUUAUUCUGUGGUAUUUGUCAAGCACAUUACACGUAUAAUAACUUAAGUCCGGAUUCGCGGCAACGGACGAAACAAUUGUUUGAACUUUUAAAUUUUUUAGCUGAGAACUUUAUAUUCAGUUACAUUGGUGUUACAAUGUUUACUUUUCCGAAACAUCAUUUCGAUCCAGGAUUUAUUUUUGCAGGAUUUCUUUGUGCAUUAUUAGGUCGGGCAGCCAAUGUAUAUCCAUUAUCUUUUAUAUUGAAUUUAGCGCGAAAACCAAAGAUAUCGUUAAAUUAUCAGCAUAUGUUAUUUUUUGCUGGUUUACGUGGAGCCAUGAGUUUUGCUCUGGCUAUCAGAAAUACUGUUUCGGAUGCUCGGCAGGCUAUGUUAACAACAACGAGUUUAAUUGUAAUUCUGACAGUCAUCUUCCAGGGUGGCGCAACAACCCAGUUUUUGAGCUGGUUUAAUAUACCAGUUGGAGUAGAUGAAGAAAUAGAAGGAUUAUCACACAAUGGAAUGCGCAGUUCUGGUGGCGAAGGUGGCUUUGGAGAUCUGGACAUACAUAGGGAGAGAAGUCCGCCGUAUAAUUCUAUGCAGGAUGGAUCAUUACCAGGCAGUGGCAUAAAACCUAAUGAAAAAGCAUUACUUGCUAGAAUCUGGGGUGACUUUGAUACUCGCUACAUGAAACCACUUUUAACUCACUCCAGGCCUACAUUAUUAGAAACAUUACCAGUUUGUUGCACACCUCUAGCCAGGAUUCUUACAACAACACAACAAAUGACACAGGAUGAAGCUGUUAGAAAAGCAGAUUCAGAUUCAGAUUUUUGUCUCGAAGAUCGUGAACUGGAACGUCGAAGGAGUAGUAUUCAACCGACACAUGUAAGGAGCUCUCCAAACAGAAUACAUUUAUAAGAGUAAAUCUAAUAUAAUUUAUGAAGUUGUAUACAUUUUUGGGGGAAUUUGGCUGCAUUGAUUUAAGCAUUAAGUAAUUACUCUCUUUGUUGUACAAUAUGCCAUAAAUAUUUAUACUACUUAACAUUAAUAUGUUAUUUCACACAGACUCUAAUUCGGUAUGUUUAAUUUCUAAUAUUCUCUAAUUUUGAUACCAGAUAAAUUUUAAUUUCUUCAAAUGAUACAAAACAUGCUUUCUGAUAGAUUGUAAUCAACAUCUCAGAUAAUACUUAAUGAGAAAAGUAUGACAUAGGUAUGUGCGUAUGCAAUGUUGGUGUCAAAUAUUACAUAUUACUAUUGUAUUAUAGCUUCUAUAAAUGUUAAUUAUAUUUUCCUGGUAUUUAUUUUCUUUGGGAAGUAUUAUCCAAUAUUUUGGAUAACAAAUGACAUUGACAACAAAAGAUUGAAUGUAAGUAUUAUACAAAGAAUAAAUGAUAGGGAGAAGGAAAAAAAUUACAAAAUAUAUUUGUUACUAUAUACUUGUUGUAUAUACACUGAACUUACAAAAAUUAUUUGCUACAUUACUAAAUUAUAAAAAGAAAUCAUCAGUAAAUAAUAAACCUUCUCCUUAUUUGAUAGUCUAUUUAUUCUAAUUAUGGUACUUGCAUAAAAGUAGAUUCUUAGAUGUUGACUUAAACCUGUACACAUUACUGAUUUUGUCGCAAUGAUUUUUAUGAAGAAAUUUUACAUAUACAAAAUCAAUAAUAAUUUUAUUCGGUAUAUUAAAUAAUGUGUAAGAAUCUAAAGAUGAAUUCUUGAUCUAUUUAAUACUUUGUGGGGCAGCUGGGAACUGUGAUGGGAGAAGUUAGUCCGGGACCACUACCAUUGCACACACGCGUCGCCUUGCCAGGUUUGGUCGGCAAACAUUUAUAGAGACUAAUUGAUAUUGGUAAAUAAACUUACCUUUUUAUGUGUAAUAUUAUAUGUGCAACUGAUAAAUGUAUUUAUUUGAAAAGCUUAAAAAAUCUGUGCAAACUAUUAUAUCUAAUACAAUUCAUCAUAAGUAGAAUUUGGAAGAUGUUUCUAUUACUUGCUGUUUUUAUUUAGAUAUUAUAAAAAAUAAAUCAUAUAAGUUGUUAAUGAAAUGUGAGUGUAUGCUAUUAUAAUAAAUGUAACUUAUAUUAUUUUCAUUUUAUAAUUAAUAUUAUUACAUUAUUAUCUUUUGAUUGUCAUGAAUAAGUCUUGACAAAAUUAUUGACAAAAUCUUUCAUAAUCAAUAUGCAUGUGUGUAUAUAUAUGAAUUAUAUGUUACUAUGUUAUAGCAACAUAUAUAUUACAUUUAUUGGUUGUACUAAAUGUAACAAAGUUUUGUUAUAUGCAGUACCAACGAAUCAAUUAUAUGAAAAUCAAUAAAUAUAACUUAUAUUUUUCA
This is a messenger RNA of Bombus huntii, 3471 nucleotides long. It is a transcript of the gene Nhe3, whose product is annotated as sodium/hydrogen exchanger 7. Lineage: Eukaryota; Metazoa; Arthropoda; Insecta; Hymenoptera; Apidae. The coding region runs from base 66 to 2060 and encodes 664 amino acids. The record is from RefSeq and is a predicted model, not a curated record. Gene Ontology annotation, biological process: proton transmembrane transport; regulation of pH; sodium ion transport. The transcript is spliced from 13 exons. Gene Ontology annotation, cellular component: recycling endosome; membrane. Gene Ontology annotation, molecular function: sodium:proton antiporter activity.